AUGGUUAACGUAUUCCAACGCCUCACUCGACGCCGAGCCCAAAGCUCCGGCAGUAAUCCAGCAGACAUAGACGCAGAUUCUACGGGUCCUAAUUCCGCAACAUCUCAUCCACACGGAAUACAUCGAACAGUGAGCACCAGCUCCGGUAAACGCAGCUGGCGAUAUGAAGAGCGAGCACCCCGACACCUACUUCUGAUUUCCGACACCAUGGCGUUCGAUACCCACGUAGUCCACCGCUUCCAGGCAGAAGGAUUCGAUGUGAUCUAUAUCCCAUUCCUCGGCAGCGGGGAUGAGGAGAAGGACACAAAAGCGCUGACGAAGGUGGUGCACGAGAAAGAAGAUGAACUCGAGAAUGGAGAGCGGUAUGCGAUAGUCGCAUAUCACCGACCCGCCUACCUCCUCCUAGCCCUACACCACACAGUAUCAAGCAACACAAACCCAUUCCCACACCUAUGCGCCUUGAUAGCCUAUUAUCCCCUCUCUUCAACAGACCAGUUCACCUACAGGGAAAAAGAAAACUGUGAAACGCCAGGCUGCUCAGAUACAAGUUCAAUCUUUGGCCCAGCCUCCAAGUCGACAUAUCUCCCCAUCCAAGUUCACAUUCCAGGCCCACGAGUCCAGCCCUGCGCGCUGUGGCCAUGGAUCGGUAUUAGUGUCCUAGAAGGAGAUGUCACAUACAAGAAAAAACAUCGAUGCUACGUGUACACGUACCCGGGGUCCAGAGCCGGGUUUGCCGAGCGGGAAAUUGCAGAAGAGAAAGAAGGCGAGGUGGAUUUGCAUUUGAACGUCGACGAUGAAAUCAGCUCGCAAUUGGCGUGGAGUCGCGCGCUGGGAUGUCUACGGCGCUCGUUCAAUAUCGGGAGUCACUGGGCGGUUGCUGAUAUCGAGACUGUCUGGGAAGAGUAUUGGGAUCGUGUGACUGGGGAGCUGGAGUUGCGGAAACGGAAUCUUGAAGGUUCUGGCUUUGAGCCCGCGGUUGCGAUGUUGACUGGCCAUAGCCAUUAUGGUGAGAUGGGAUGUCCCGCUGGUGAGAUUUUUGUCAAGUGUAUUCCUACCGAUGCUGGAGGCUCUGAUAUCUCAACCUUGAGAGAUUUCUUCGCUAAUGCGUACAUCCCUGCUGGGCCGGUUGAUCAGAAUGUCCGUCUUCUGUCGCGCACUGUAGGUGUGGAUCGCAUCGUGGAUGAGAUGUUGUUUGCUUGUCGACAUACUGCUGAGAUUCCAUGGUUGUUACCUGGUGUUUCACCAACCAAUCGAGAAAUCAAGGUAAUUGUCGUUGUGGUGGCAAGCUUCAGUGGAAGUCAGAUUACCCGCCAGAGUCUUUAUUGGGAUCAGGCUGGUGUGCUUGUACAGGUUGGAUUGUUGGAUCCGGGACUUGUGCCGACGUCAAAAGCCGCUAAAGGAUAUUGA
Molecule: messenger RNA, 1407 nt
Organism: Penicillium verrucosum
Lineage: Eukaryota; Fungi; Ascomycota; Eurotiomycetes; Eurotiales; Aspergillaceae
Product: dienelactone hydrolase
Exons: 3
Coding region: 1-1407 (468 amino acids)
Biological process (GO): polyketide metabolic process
Source: RefSeq, a predicted model, not a curated record